Molecule: messenger RNA, 1863 nt
Organism: Rhododendron vialii
Lineage: Eukaryota; Viridiplantae; Streptophyta; Magnoliopsida; Ericales; Ericaceae
Product: aldehyde oxidase GLOX-like
Exons: 1
Coding region: 56-1669 (537 amino acids)
Source: RefSeq, a predicted model, not a curated record
UAGACACAAUACACAACGGAACGGUGAACACACUCUCUUGCUAAUUAGUUUCACUAUGGCCGCUCCCAUUUCCUUGUGUCUGCAAAUCCUCUGCUUCGCCCUCGCCAUCAUUGGAACGCGUGCCCAGGGGGGCUCGUGGGAAGUCAUUGUGCAAGACGCCGGCAUCGCCGCCAUGCACGCCGCCGUCACCCGGUGGAACACCGUCGUCCUCCUCGACCGGACCGACACCGGCGCGUCCAAUUUAUCGCUCCCGGCCGGUGCCCCGUGCCGCAACGACUCGAACGACCUGGCCUUGACGUACGAUUGCUCCGCCCACUCCGCUCUCCUCGACAUCGGAUCCAACACGAUCCGUCCCCUCACGAUCGAAACCGACACGUGGUGCUCCUCGGGCCAAUUCCUCCCGGACGGCACCCUACUCCAAUCCGGUGGAUGGAACGACGGCUCCUACAAGUUCCGAAUGUUCACCCCUUGCAUAAACACUUCCUCCUGCGAUUGGGUUGAGCUUCAAAACAUCAAUUUGUCCGUGUGGCGUUGGUAUGCAACGAAUCAGAUACUCCCCGACGGUACUAUCAUAAUAGUCGGGGGCGUUGGCGGCAACAACUUAGAGUAUUACCCACCGACAGGCAACGGCGCGGUCAAUUUCCCGUUCCUCGGCAAUGUGGCAGACAACGAAGGGGAUAACCUAUAUCCAUACGUUCACCUUCUCCCCAAUGGAAAUCUGUUUAUAUUUGCAAACAAUCAAUCUGUGCUAUACAAUUACGCUACAAACGUGAUUGUAACAACUUAUCCUCAGCUGCAGGGUGGCCCACGCAACUACCCUUCCGCAGGAUCCUCUGUCAUGCUCGCAUUGGACGGGAACUAUUCCACAGCCACAAUCGUCAUUUGUGGUGGGGCCCAGUACGACGCCUACAAUAAUGAGACUGUGAAUCUACCAGGCAAAGGGAGUUGCGGGCGGAUCGUGGCUACGGAUCCCAACCCUGCUUGGGAGAUGGAUACCAUGCCGCUUGUUCGGAUCAUGGGGGAAAUGGUGAUGCUACCAACGGGAGACGUAUUAAUCAUUAACGGGGCUCAAACGGGGUCGCAAGGGUUCGGAUUGGCAAAUAACUCGUGCUUGAACCCGGUUCGAUACCAACCCAACCAACCUUUGGGCUCCCGCUUUACGAUCCUAAACCCCAGUACAAUUGCUAGAAUGUACCACUCGACCGCAAAUUUAUUGCCCGACGGAAGAAUUUUGCUUGCCGGAAGUAACACUCAUUGGGCGUACACGUGGGUUCAGCCUUUCCCGACGGAGUUGAGAAUUGAUGCGUUCUCACCAGAUUAUUUGUCAGCAGCCAACUCGAAUUUGAGUCCGGUGGUGGUGAAGGCGCCAAAGAUGGUGCAAUACGGGAAUAGUACUUACAAUGUGUAUGUAACAGUGCCGUCAAACUCGACGGGGACUUGGGAGGUGAAUUUUGCAAGUGCCCCUUACUCUACGCAUUCGUUUUCACAGGGGCAGAGAUUGGUAAAAAUGAAUAUCGCCCGCCCUGUUUCGAAAGCUAAUGGACAGUACAGGAUUGUGUUUCAGGCGCCGCCCAAUGGGAUGGUGGCGCCACCAGGGUAUUAUAUGUUGUUUGUGGUUAACCAAGGAGUGCCGAGUGUUGCUGUUUGGGUCCAAAUCGUCAUCUCCUAAUUUUCCUUAUUCUUUUGAAUAAUUUACGUCGUUUGUUUCAUAAUGUUUUCAAGAACUUUUUUGAAAGUGUUUAUCAGCCACAUUUGUUGAUAAGAUUUGGUUUCACUCAUGUAUCCACAAAAAAGAUAAGGAAAAAUGUACUUGUCCAAUUCUUUUAGUUUCGUUGCUAGUUGAUUGAUUAUUGUACCAUGGAC